Messenger RNA from Cladocopium goreaui, 1877 nucleotides. The record is from the annotation of a GenBank genome assembly. NCBI's taxonomy places the organism in Eukaryota, Dinophyceae, Suessiales, Symbiodiniaceae.
AUGGUCGACGUGAUCAUCCGCAUCUUCUUCUUCUUCAUCAUCAUCACCAUCACCAUCAUCAUGCUCAUCAGCACUGUCAUGGUCGACGUGAGUCUGGAUCUUGUGCGGGCAGUGCUGCAGCUUAUGGAGAUGGCAGAAUCGAAGACAUCCGCUCACGUAUUUACGGCCACUCUCAAAACCCUGGUGGUGUCUCAAGCGCUGACCUUAAGGUGGUGUUGCUGGGAUGAAACACUGGUGCUGUGCUUAGAAGGACAGGUGGCUCACGCGAACAGCGCCGUCCAUGCCAAAUUGUGCACGCAAUACACGCACAUUAUCUACCAGGGCACCAACGAAGAGGGCGAAAAGAUCAGGGACAUGAUUCUCUUGGAGCCCGACGAGUAUGAUGUCCUGGGUGGCCGUACCAUUUUCUACAAGCAGCAGGAGGGUGAGACGCAAAAAACUCAAUAUAUUGUCGGCUGCGACUGGCAAAGAAAGAUUCCCAUUGUCAUGGCGCUGAAAGAGCCCGAUGAGAAUGGCAAUGGCGAAGUUUUCUCCAUCGGUCGCUUUUAUACGACUGAAGAAGAGUUCACCGUGAAACUUCUCCCAGGGGAGCGAGUGGAGUUUGCACAUGGUAUGCUCACUUGGGAUGUGAUGACAGGAGACAGUGUUUUUCACUUCCGGGACGGCACUGGACUUUACUUCAAACCCCAGAACCUGGAGAAUGGCUAUCGUCAGCAUGAGGAGAUGUUGCAGAAUAUGAAGCAGAAUGGAGCGAAGUUGUGCACCCACACCGUGAAGGUUCACGCGCACGGCACAGCACAUAUCGGUCCCAACAGCACCAGAAAAGUGGAUGGCGUCGAGGUUCAAAUCAGACCCAAGGAAUACAUGAAAGUUGGUGGUUUAAAGCUGAUGCGGAAGUAUGUUCCAGGUGAAGUGGGCCUCUUGAGCGCGCAAUACGAAAAGCUGCCAGUGGUCAAGCUGAAAAGAUACUGGCUUCGCUGCAAUUACGAAACUGGAUGGCCAUUUCUGAUCACGCAUGAGCAAGGAGGUAGCUCUCUGAUGUGGUCAUGGUGGUCGUUGAUCCUGUGUAUGUGCGCCACUUGGUCCACUGUCCGUGAUGGGACUGGUCUGGUGCGUACUGGCCUCUUGGAUGGAGCUCCUGAAGUGCUCACUCGGUUGGAUGUUGUCCUGGUGCAGCAAGUCUCUAUUCCGUUGCUGAAGGUGGCUGAUGGUGCUAAGGUGUUGGUUCACUCACUGCAUACCUGGGAGGACUUCCUCAAACUGGUCGAUGCUUGCUACAGGUUUGAUGGUCCUGCACAUGGGGCCCAUGCCGUUGGUAUGCAAACCAUGGUAGCUGUUGACUCUAGUGCCCGUAUGGUGACCUUACACAAGGCUCCUGGAGGAUGUGAGUAUGUGAUCGGUGAUGCUGGCUGUCCCCAGGUGAUCGCUGGAGUGUGGUCCACGUGUAAUCAUGCUGCGGUGAAGAGUGCGGGAUUUUCAUGUCAGCCGUUUUCCCAGUUGGGUGAUUGGAAAGGAGGGGCAGACCCUUGUGCUAUGUCCCUUCCUAACAACCUUAGAGUUGCACCGUCUCAACGUGUCCAUGGUUUGGUGUUUUCAUGCGCUGUCCCUGCAUGCAGAGAUUCGUUCAUCUCGCAACACCGUGAUAGGUUUGUUGACUGGUCUGGAGUUGUGAAGGAGAACAUCAACCUUGAGCUCUCUGCUAUUGGUCAAGUGCAACCGUUGAUGCAGAACCAAACACAGAUUGACGGGCAGUUUCUGGAGUUCACCCACCUUCAGUCUCAACAAGUUUCGAAUCCACAGGCCCUGAUGCAGGUCUUGGGUGGUUACGCUGUUGCUCCUUUUCAAUGUUCGUUGGCUUGGAGAGACUUCUUCUCCUG